Messenger RNA from Astyanax mexicanus (Mexican tetra), 4346 nucleotides. It is a transcript of the gene ankdd1a, whose product is annotated as ankyrin repeat and death domain containing 1A. The transcript has 15 exons. NCBI's taxonomy places the organism in Eukaryota, Metazoa, Chordata, Actinopteri, Characiformes, Acestrorhamphidae. The coding region runs from base 119 to 1645 and encodes 508 amino acids. Gene Ontology annotation, molecular function: protein binding. Gene Ontology annotation, biological process: signal transduction. The record is from RefSeq and is a predicted model, not a curated record.
UGAAGCGCCAGGCUUGAGGGCUGCAGUCCCGCCGGGGCUCAGAGAGUCUCACUGCAGGCGCUACACGAGCUCCAGAGUCCCGCGGAGCCCGCCGGAGACCACCCGACCCACCGGGGGGAUGGAGGACAGCCUGGUGUCGGAGGAUGAUAUCUUGCUUCGCUCGGAGAAGGAGUUACACGAUGCUGCUAAAAGGAAUGACACAGAAAAGAUGCAGGAGCUCAUCAGGAAAGGAGUGGACCCCAAAGCCAAGAAUAAAAUGGAUCGUAAGGCGCUGCACUGGGCGGCGGGGGCAGGCAGUGUGGAUGCUCUGCGGCUGCUGCUGGACCACGACACCAUGGUGGAUGAUAUGGACAGCUUUGGGAUGAACGCUCUGCUGUUAGCCGGCUGGUUCGGACACCUCAAAAUCCUGCAGAUCCUCGUCUCGUCUGGUGCAAAACUCAACUGUGAAAACAAAAAAGGGUUGAAUCUUCUUCACUGUGCUGCCCAGAGGGGUCAUAUUCACAUUCUGGAGUUCAUCGUGGAAGACCUGGAGGACGUGCGUCUGAACCGAGUCGACAAGUCAGGUAAGACAGCGUUCCACCUGGCAGCAGAACACGGACAGUUGGAGGUGACCGAGUUCCUCAUUGGCAUGGGCUGCGCUCGUGACCUGAAAGACAAGGAGGAGAACACAGCACUGCACCUGGCCGCCAAAAACGGCCACACAGAGGUUCUCCAGAAGAUACUGGAGACGGGAGAGAACACCAACGAGAGGAACAUAGACGGUAUGACGGCCCUACACCUGGCUGCAGAUGGAGGCCACUAUGAGUGCGUCAGGCUGCUGCUGGAGGCUCGAUGCAGCAUCAAUGAACUGACUAAUAGAAAUAUGACUGCUCUUCACUGUGCUGCUCAGCAUGGCUUUGACAGAAUUGCCUGGCUACUUGUGGAGGCCGGCAUCAGCCUGGACUCAGUAGACGCUAAUCAUACCUCAGCACUACACUUGGCCGUGUUCAACAACAGCAGUGAGAUUGUAAAAAUACUUAUUGACGCAGAAUGUGACCUGGACAUUUUUGACAGUCGGCUUCAGACAGCGCUGCACAUCGCAGCCGAACACGGACGCCACAACAUAGCAGAAAUGAUACUGAUUGCUGGAGUCAACCUUAGACUACUUGAUAAGCAGGAGAAGACAUCGCUGGAUAUCGCAGCCAGAGGAAAUCAUGUCAAUGUAGUGGACAUGAUUAUCAAAGCUGAUCGAUUUUACAAAUGGGAACAGGACAAUGUAAGCAGUGACUGUGACUCCAUCGUGGGAAGAAAUCUAACCUUCAGGCAGGACCAUCAGCCAGAGACACAGCACAUCCGCUCUAUUUUAUGGAAGCUAGCUACUAAAUACCUGAAGCCUGGAGAGUGGAAGAGACUGGCUCAGCACUGGAGAUUCACAGAUGGCCAUAUCCGAGCCAUAGAGCAUGAAUGGACAGGUACAAAAAGCUACAAAGAACAUGGGCAUCGCAUGCUGCUGAUCUGGCUGCACGGCGUGUUGACCUCUGGAGAAAACCCCAUUAAAGGUUUAUAUGAAGGCCUGAUGGGAAUCUCAAGGAUGGAUCUGGCAGAGAGUGUACGACAGCAAGCCAAUGCAGACCCAGGCUCUUCUAAGAAGUGCACUACAAUGUGAAGAACGGUAAUUUAAAAGAGACUGAUGGUGCUACUAAGCAUGAAGGAAGACAAGAGUGUCAUCUUCAAUAUCUCUAAAGGAAGGGAUGUUUAGAGAAACUGUGACGGAGUGGAUUAAAACAAAGCACAACAAGAAUGGCCAUCCAGCUUGUAAGGGCUUCACUACUGACACACUGCAUCCCCUUUAAGACUAAAGGGACAACGGGUCCAAGCACUGUGUUACUGUGUUCCUGAUGCUCCAGACGAAAGCAGACUCAGUAGUUUCAUUUAUUAGAACGUUUAGAAUUUCUUAUUUUCGUUUAUCCAAUGCUAUGAAGUACAGAGCCAACUUAACAGUGUAAAAUCAUGUUGAUUCAACGUUGGCAAAUUUGCUUUAUAGGACAGACAAUCAAAUCAUAUAUCAGUAAUAGCAGGUCAUUUUAUUUUAUAAAUAGAGUCAGCACCAUACUGCCAAUGCACAGAAAAAGAAUAAGUGUAACACUUGGUCGGAAGGCUUUCUACAUAUGGGCUUUAUACCGCAUGCACAAGCAUUUAAUAUCAUAUUUAAAAUGCAGUGCUUGGUCACAAAAUUACAUUAGACAUUGACAUUAUGCCUAUUAAUUAGUGUAAACCAUUAGUGGUUCCAUUUAUUACAAUUUUAUGAAGCACGGCAAGCAAUAAUUAAUAGAUAAUUAAUGGACUUUUAGGGAGAGGACUACAUACGAACACAACAGUGUUACUACAAUAGUAUUGGGACACCGGCUGUUGGAGUAACGUUACUCGUUUUUAAAGCAUUGCUUUUUAGUGACAACAUGACGAUGAUGAAGCACCAUCAUUCCAGAGAACACAGUUGCACUGUUCCACAGCUUAGUGCUGAGGAGCUUUAUACCCACCUAGCCCACCACUGGCAUUAGGAAUGGGGCCAGAAGGUUCAUGUUUAUCUGCUCCAGAGCAUCCUAUACUUUUCGCAGUACUUCUGUACUCUUUGUGUCUGCAUUUUUGGUAUCAUUUUAUGCUAAUACUAGGGGAAGCACAAUACUAGAACUUUUUCAUGUCCAAUCCUGAUACCAAUCCUUUAAAUUAAAGUUAGUAUCUGCUGAUACCAACACACCUAAUCCACUACAAAACAUAGUCAUCCAAACACUAGUGCAUCUCCAAAAAUUUGAAUAGCAUUGAAAAGUGACUUUAUUUCAGUAAUCAAGAUAAAAAUGUGAAAGUCAUACACUGUAAACCCAUACAUUGUUUGAACCCAAAUGAUUUUAGUCUGUUUUACAAAAUGAAUAUUUCUAAACAAUACUCAACUAUUUUGAGUUAGUUAAACAUUUGUGGGCACAAAUACAUUCAAACAGAGAUCUUGAGUUGAAUCAACUUAUAAUAACUGAGUUUAGUCUGUUGCCAUUAACAGCUUCUUUUCUAUUGGCUUCUGUCACAAUGUAUGUGCAAACUGGGUGUGUCCAACAGUUUCUAACACUCACCAUCAGUGUGUAGUGAUUCCCCCUGCGCUACCUUACAAAUAAAUCAAGUUCCCCUUUAGUUGUAAUAACUUGAUGUUUUAAUUUAUUUAACUCAAAUUUUCAUUCCCCAUUACUUAAAAAAAAUGAGCAAAACAGCUGCCUUAUAAAAGUUAAGUAAAUUCAACGUAUCCAGUCUUACAGUAUAACAAAAUUUAAAAAGUUAAAUCAACUUCCUCUUUAGUUGUAAUAACUUAAUGUUCUAAGUUAUGCUAACUUAAGUGUUCAUUACCAAUUACUUAACUGUUUUAAGGCAACCGAUUUCCUUAAUUUUUUUUAUAAAUUCAACUUAUUCGGGCUUACCGUGUAGAUGUAUUACACACAUAAGUGUUUAUUUCUUUUAUUGUUGAUGAUUAUGGAUUACGGAUAAUGAAAACCCAAAAAAUCAGUAUCUCAGAAAAUUAGCAGUGUGGGCAGUGUGCCAAGUCCUGCUGGAAAAUGAAAUCUGCAUCUCUAUGAAAGUUGUCAGCACCAGUGACCAACACCAGCAGAUGACAUGUCUCUCCAAACCAUCACUGAUCAUCAGUAAAUUUUACAUUUCAUUUGUAAAUCAUGGGAGCAGAGUUUGGAGGAAGAGUGGAGAGAGACAGUCCAAACUGCUUGAGGUCUAGAGUGAAGUUUCUACAAUCAGUGAUGGUUUGGAGAGACAGGUCAUCUGCUGGUGUUGAUCCACUGUGUUCUAUUAUCAAGUCUAAAGUCAGUGCAGUUUUGUUUUCCCACAAAAUUUUACAGCACUUUAUGCUUCCCUCUGCUACUGACAACUUUUAUGGAGAGGGGGAUUUUAUUUUUCAGCAGGAGCCUACACUGCAAAAGUACCAGUUGGUCUUAUAUAAUAUACUAUUUUUUCUGAGACACAGAUGAAGAAAAAAAAAACGCUUAAAAUAGAUACCUUUCAAUAAUAUUCUAACUUUUUAUCAUGCACUAGUAAAAUCAAACUUAAACUGUGAAAUACUGGCUAAGCUUGUCACAAUGACUUUUUAUUUUGAUGAGAUAUUGUUAAAGAAAUAACUGCGAUAAAUUAUAUUAUUGUAAUUUUAAGACCAUUUUAUACCACUGAUGUGUAUAAUAGUAGUAUAAUAGAACAAUAAUGCACUUACUGUACAUCUGUCUAAAAAGCAGUAAAUAUUUGGUCAUUGAGAUUAUUCAGACAAUUGAAUUGUUUUACAUUUAGUUUAUAUAUAUAUAUAUAUAUAUAUAUAUAUAUAUAUAUAU